Molecule: messenger RNA, 2565 nt
Organism: Macrosteles quadrilineatus (aster leafhopper)
Lineage: Eukaryota; Metazoa; Arthropoda; Insecta; Hemiptera; Cicadellidae
Product: keratin, type II cytoskeletal 1-like
Exons: 2
Coding region: 55-1935 (626 amino acids)
Source: RefSeq, a predicted model, not a curated record
CCUAUUUACUGAUUGAAGCAGGAAAGGUAAAGUCAGUACCUGAAUGUCAUUGCCAUGAAGCUAUACCACUUGUGCUUUUUGUUUGCUCUGCUUUUCCAAUUGAGUACAAGUGAAUCCUUCAUAGUAACUGCUGAAGAUGACGACUCUAAACAAUCCCUAGAGACCAGCGAUAUUUCCCCCUCUUUAAGGGAGUCAAAUUAUCUACCUCUGAACAGAGCAGAAAAUUCUCAAGAAAUUCAGACUAGACAGCUUCUAGGUGGUCUUCUAGGAGGAGGUGGCCAAGGGGGCGGAGGACAGGGAGGAGAUGUUGGUGGAGGACAAGGUGGUGGAUUGUUGGGAGGGCUUCUCGGAGGUGGGGGAGGGGGUGGAGGUCUUCUGAGCGGUGUUUCGGGGUUGCUUGGAGGUCUUUUACAACCUUUACUGGGGAGAAAGAAAAGAUCUCCUCUAAGUGAAGAAACAAUCAAAUUCAGAACAAGAAGAGGAGCUGAUGAAUCACUCAACGUACCUGAAAACACAAUCCGAGAAAAGGAGAAGAAACAGAAUACUGAAGAUGUAGAAAUUCAUUCAAAAAAUUCAGAUGAUUCUAAUCAGGGUGAAAGUAGUGAGGAAACAAAAUCAAGAACUGUUCAGGAAAAUUUAGAAAAUGAGGAAAGUGGAGAGGGUUAUAAUGUAAAAUCAACUGAAUUGGAUACAGAAGACAUAGAUGCAAAUAAAAAUGCAGAACAUCAAAAAACUAAAAGAGAUGGUGAAGAUCCUAAAGUAAGAACUACGGCUGAAAACCUAGAAAACAGUGUUAUGGAUAACCACAACGCAGAUUACGUGAAGACUACUAGACAGUUUAGUAGGAGUUAUUUUCAGAAAAAGGUUAAUGAAAAGGAAACAAUGGGAUCUAGUGACGUGGAUGAAGAGGAUAAAAAUGAUAAUGAAGAGAAAGUUGUUGAUGGCUUGAGUGAAAGUAAAAAAACAGAGUCAAACAGGAUAAAAGAUGAAAAGGAAAAAAUAAAAUCUGAUAUCAUAAAUAGUGAAGGUUUUAUUUACAAGGAAAACGGCAGAAUUGAUACUAUUGAGCUAAAUAAAAAAUCCUUUAACAAUGAUGAUAGCAAAGCUAUGUAUAUUAAAUAUAGUGAAGACAAUAUGGAACCCACCAGUGAUACAAAUAACAAAAAUCUCAAAAUGAACCAAGAUGGUGACUUUGACGAAACAAACAAUCAAGAAUCUGAAAGACCUGAUGGUGAACAAAAGGAAAAUAAAGAUGACCUUUUGAACACCGUUGAAACUGACAGCAAAGCCAAUGAUAUUAGAAAUAUAUAUACUAAAAAAGCGGACCAGAAUGAUGUAAAACGCUCACAUAGUGAGAUCGGUGAAAAUUAUGACACAGGUGAGGAAUAUUCAGAGAAAAAAUAUUCAGCAGAAAAUAAAGAUGGAAACAGCAUUGAGCAAAGAGAAACUGUAAAUGACUCAUCUUCAAAUAAAAGGGAUGAUCAAGAUGAAGACUACCCUGACUACAGUUCUUAUGAAAACACAGAAGCCAGCAAAAGACAAUCUGAAGAGGAAAGUUCUAAUGACUCCAGCUCUUCAGAAUCAAGAGAAACUUCACCAAGAAGAUACAUACAUCCUCUCUUCCCUUACACAGUUCAAUAUAACAUGGCUGAUGUGUAUAGAAGUAGUAUUAAAAGAAUGUACUUGCCAAUGGUUUACCAACAUCCUCGCCAAAUACUAUACAGAAGACAUCCAAAGUUUCGACUCAAAAGAAGUGUUUUGCCAGCUCAGGCAAGACAGCUGGAAAUGCCUUAUUUAAUGAACCGAUAUCCCACUUCAGUGGCGGGUUCAAAUCUUUUUGGAACUUAUGCAAAUGCACACAGCGGCAAUCCUCUUGGAGGGGAAGAGUUUGGCGAAGAAGAAAUGGGGGAAGAAGAACAAUUUGGGAGAAGAUGAAACACAUUGUACCUUUUGCCAGGUACUUAAUCAGAGUAAUGUUUUUUUAAUCUGUAACAAAGAUUAUUUUGUGUUUUGUUUUAGUACGUUUUCAGUUGGUAAUAUCAUAAGAAGUAGUCCUGUUAGACAUUUUAAAAGUUAGAUUUCCGGAAAGAAAUUUUUAACAUUUUUCAAGUAGGGCCACAUUUGUUUCUUACAAGAAAAUAAUAAAAACAUGAGUUGUAUUCAUGUAUAAUGUGUGUUUUAAACACUCCACCAAAAAAAGGCAUUGUAUAGAGUUUAAAAGAUGGAAAAUCUUUAUAUCUUUAGUGAUGUUUUAAAACACUCAAUACAAGACUUCUGUUUUACUUUGACACUUUCAGUAAAAUAUCCUCUGAAAUUAAUGAGGAUGAAUUAUGUAAGUAAAUUAACACAAGAUAGUUUACAUGUGUGUCCUUGAUGGUUAUUUCCUUCAUUUUAUUAUAUUUAUUUAGUAGUAGCAACUUCUUUGAAGAGUUCUUAACUAAACAAUGAACCUGAGUUUAUUCACUUAGGUUCUCAUUAUGUUGUAAUUAUGUCUUUUAGCUUCUAUUUGUUUCUAUAAGUUUUAAUUUCCAAUGCUUUUAGAAUAAAAUAAAUAUAAAAACUGUU